Molecule: messenger RNA, 10424 nt
Organism: Otolemur garnettii (small-eared galago)
Lineage: Eukaryota; Metazoa; Chordata; Mammalia; Primates; Galagidae
Gene: ABCA1
Product: ATP binding cassette subfamily A member 1
Exons: 50
Coding region: 417-7208 (2263 amino acids)
Biological process (GO): transmembrane transport; lipid transport
Cellular component (GO): intracellular membrane-bounded organelle; membrane
Molecular function (GO): ATP hydrolysis activity; ATP binding; lipid carrier activity
Source: RefSeq, a predicted model, not a curated record
GGAGGAGGGAGAGAACAGGCUCUGACCGAUAGUAACCCCUGCGCUCAGUGCAGCCGAAUCUAUAAAAGGAACUAGUCUCGGCAAAAAACCCGUAAUUCCGAGGGAGACUGAGUGGGGCCAGGACCCGCCGAGCCGGGCGGACACCUCUCUCCCCGGGCGUGGGUGUGCAGGGCAAGGGGGCGCCGCAGGGCCCGCACCGCCAGGGCUAAUUUCUCGGGGCGCUUUGCUCCCUGUUUUUUUGUCCCACUUUUCCCUCUCCCCUUUUCGAGAAAGGGCUUGUCAAGGGAGGGAAAGAGACGCAAACAUAAAAGUGGAAAUCAGUUAAUGACCAGCCACAGCAUCCCUGCUGUGAGCUCUGGCCACUGUCUUCCAGGGCUCCUGAGGAGCCAGACUCCGUGGGUGCCAGCGGAGGUGACAUGGCUUGCUGGCCCCAGCUAAGGUUGCUGCUGUGGAAAAACCUCACUUUCAGAAGAAGACAAACAUGUCAGCUGCUGCUGGAAGUGGCCUGGCCUCUAUUUAUCUUCCUGAUCCUGAUCUCUGUUCGGCUGAGCUACCCACCCUACGAACAGCAUGAAUGCCACUUUCCAAAUAAAGCCAUGCCCUCUGCAGGAACACUUCCCUGGGUUCAGGGAAUCAUCUGCAAUGCCAACAACCCCUGUUUCCGUUACCCGACUCCUGGUGAGGCCCCUGGGGUCGUUGGAAACUUUAACAAAUCCAUUGUUUCCCGCCUGUUCUCAGAUGCCCAGAGGCUUCUUUUAUAUAGCCAGAAAGACACUAGCAUGAAAGACAUACACAAAGUUCUGAGAACACUGCAGCAGAUUGAGAAGUCCACCUCAAACUUGAAGCUUCAGGAUUUCCUGGUGGACAAUGAGACCUUCUCUGGGUUCCUAUAUCACAACCUGUCUCUCCCAAGGCCUACUGUGGACAGAGUGCUGAGGGCGGGUAUCAGUCUCCACCAGGUGUUUUUGCAAGGCUACCAGUUACAUUUGACCAAUCUGUGCAAUGGAUCAAGACUCGGAGAGGUGAUUCAAGUUGGCGACCAAGAAGUUUCCGAGCUUUGUGGUCUACCAAGGGAGAGACUGGAUGAAGCAGAACGCAUGCUUCGUUCCAACGUGGACAUCCUGAAACCGGUGUUGAUAGGACUAAACUCUACAUCUCCCAUCCUGAGCAAGGAGCUGAAUGAAGCCACAAAAGUUCUGCUGGACAGUCUCGGGGCUUUGGCCCAGGAGCUGUUCAGCAUGCGGAGCUGGAGUGACAUGCGGCAGGAGGUGAUGUUUCUGACCAAUGUGAAUGGCUCCAGCUCCUCCACCCAGAUAUACCAGGCCGUGUCUCGCAUUGUCUGUGGCCAUCCCGAGGGCGGGGGACUGAAGAUCAAGUCCCUCAACUGGUAUGAAGACAACAACUACAAGGCCCUCUUUGGAGGCAAUGGCACCGAGGAAGAUGCUGACACGUUCUAUGACAACACUACUACUCCUUACUGCAAUGAUAUGAUGAAGAAUUUGGAGUCUAGUCCUCUUUCCCGCAUUAUUUGGAAAGCUCUUAAGCCUCUACUUCUUGGGAAGAUCCUAUAUACACCUGACACUCCAGCUACAAGGCAGGUUAUGGCUGAGGUGAACAAGACCUUCCAGGAACUGUCUGUGUUUCAUGAUCUGGAAGGCAUGUGGGCAGAACUCAGCCCCAAGAUCUGGACCUUCAUGGAGAAGAGCCAAGAAAUGGAUCUUGUCCGGAUGCUGUUGGAGAGCAGAGGCAAUGACCGCUUUUGGGAACAGCAGUUGGAAGGCUUAGAUUGGACAGCCCAAGAUAUUGUGGCAUUUUUGGCCAAGUACCCAGAGGAUGUCCAGUCUGCUAAUGGCUCUGUGUACACCUGGAGAGAGGCUUUAAAUGAGACCGACCAGGCAAUCCAGACUGUAUCACGCUUCAUGGAGUGUGUCAACCUGAACAAGCUGGAGCCCAUUCCCACAGAGGUCCGGCUCAUCAACAAGUCCAUGGAGCUCCUGGAUGAGAGGAAGUUCUGGGCUGGGAUCGUGUUCACUGGAAUUACUCCAGACAGCAUUGAGCUGCCCCAUCAUGUCAACUACAAGAUCCGAAUGGACAUUGACAAUGUGGAGAGGACAAAUAAAAUCAAGGAUGGGUACUGGGACCCUGGUCCUCGGGCUGACCCCUUUGAGGAUAUGCGGUAUGUCUGGGGCGGCUUCGCUUACCUGCAGGACGUGGUGGAGCAGGCGAUCAUCAGGGUGCUGACGGGUGCCGAGAAGAAAACCGGAGUCUACGUGCAGCAGAUGCCCUACCCCUGUUACGUCGAUGACAUCUUUCUGCGGGUGAUGAGCCGCUUAAUGCCACUUUUCAUGACACUGGCCUGGAUCUACUCUGUGGCAAUGAUCAUCAAGGGCAUCGUGUACGAGAAGGAGGCGCGGCUGAAGGAGACCAUGCGUAUCAUGGGCCUGGACAACGGCAUCCUCUGGUUUAGCUGGUUCAUCAGUAGCCUCGUCCCUCUGCUGGUGAGCGCAGGCCUGCUGGUGGUCAUCCUGAAGUUAGGGAACCUGCUGCCCUACAGCGAGCCCAGUGUGGUGUUUGUCUUCCUGUCUGUGUUCGCUGUGGUGACCAUCCUGCAGUGCUUCCUCAUCAGCACACUCUUCUCCAGAGCCAACCUGGCGGCAGCCUGUGGGGGCAUCAUCUACUUCAUGCUGUACCUGCCCUAUGUCUUGUGUGUGGCAUGGCAGGACUACGUGGGCUUCACACUCAAGAUCUUCGCUAGCCUGCUUUCUCCUGUGGCUUUCGGGUUUGGCUGUGAAUACUUCGCCCUUUUUGAGGAGCAGGGCAUUGGGGUGCAGUGGGAUAACCUGUUCAAGAGCCCCGUGGAGGAAGAUGGCUUCAGUCUCACCACGUCGGUCUCCAUGAUGCUGUUUGAUAGCUUCCUCUAUGGCGUGAUGACGUGGUACAUCGAGGCCGUCUUCCCAGGCCAGUAUGGCAUUCCCAGGCCCUGGUAUUUUCCUUGCACCAAGUCUUACUGGUUUGGUGAGGAAAGUGAGGACAAGAGCCACCCUGGCUCCAGCCACAAGGGAGUAUCAGAAAUCUGUAUGGAGGAGGAACCCACCCACCUGAAGCUGGGCGUGUCCAUUCAGAACCUGGUAAAAGUUUACCAGGAUGGUAUGAAAGUGGCUGUCGAUGGCCUGGCACUGAAUUUUUAUGAGGGACAGAUCACCUCCUUCCUGGGGCACAACGGAGCUGGGAAGACAACCACCAUGUCAAUCCUGACUGGGUUAUUCCCUCCCACCUCAGGCACUGCCUACAUCUUGGGAAAAGACAUUCGCUCUGAGAUGAGUACCAUCCGGCAGAACCUGGGGGUCUGUCCCCAGCACAAUGUCCUGUUUGACAUGCUGACUGUUGAAGAACAUAUCUGGUUCUAUGCCCGUUUAAAGGGACUCUCAGAGAAGUAUGUGAAGGCAGAAAUGGAGCAGAUGGCUCUGGAUGUUGGUUUACCGCCCAGCAAGCUGAAAAGCAAAACAAGCCAGCUGUCAGGUGGAAUGCAGAGAAAGCUGUCUGUGGCUUUGGCCUUUGUGGGGGGAUCCAAGGUUGUCAUUCUGGAUGAGCCCACAGCUGGUGUGGACCCUUACUCCCGCAGGGGAAUCUGGGAGCUGCUGCUAAAAUACCGACAAGGCCGCACCAUUAUCCUUUCCACACACCACAUGGAUGAAGCGGACAUCUUAGGGGACAGGAUUGCCAUCAUCUCCCAUGGGAAGCUGUGCUGUGUGGGCUCCUCCCUAUUUCUGAAGAACCAGCUGGGAACAGGCUACUACCUAACCCUGGUUAAGAAAGAUGUGGAAUCCUCCCUCAGUUCCUGCAGAAAUAGCAGCAGUACAGUGUCAUACCUGAAAAAGGUGGUGCCUGAGCUCCCCCCAGCUGGGCAGAGUGGAGGCAGAGGAGGAGAGGUGCAGAGGCUGGUGGCACUGACUCAAGAUGUCUCCGCUAUCUCCAACCUCAUCAGGAAGCAUGUGUCUGAAGCCCGGCUGGUGGAAGACAUCGGACAUGAACUGACCUACGUGCUGCCCUAUGAAGCUGCUAAAGAGGGGGCCUUUGUGGAACUCUUCCAUGAGAUUGAUGACCGGCUCUCAGACCUGGGCAUCUCUAGUUAUGGCAUUUCAGAGACUACCCUGGAAGAAAUAUUCCUCAAAGUGGCUGAAGAGAGUGGCGUGGAUGCUGAGACCUCAGAUGGUACUUUGCCAGCAAGACGGAACAGACGGGCCUUCGGAGACAGGCAGAGCUGUCUUCGUCCAUUCACUGAAGAUGAUGCCAUUGAUCCGAAUGAUUCUGACAUUGACCCAGAAUCCAGAGAAACGGACCUACUGAGUGGGAUGGACGGCAAAGGCUCCUACCAGGUGAAGGGCUGGAAACUCACACAGCAGCAGUUUGUGGCUCUUUUGUGGAAGAGGCUGCUGAUUGCCAGACGGAGUCGGAAAGGAUUUUUUGCUCAGAUUGUCCUGCCAGCUGUGUUUGUCUGCAUUGCCCUGGUGUUCAGCCUGAUUGUCCCACCAUUUGGCAAAUACCCCAGCCUGGAACUUCAGCCCUGGAUGUACAACGAACAGUACACGUUUGUCAGCAAUGAUGCUCCUGAGGACAGGGGAACCCAGGAGCUCUUGAAUGCCCUCACCAAAGACCCUGGCUUCGGGACCCGGUGUAUGGAAGGAAAUCCAAUCCCAGACAUGCCCUGUCUGUCAGGGGAGGAGGAGUGGACCACUGCCCCCAUUCCCCAGACCAUCAUGGACCUCUUCCAGAAUGGGAACUGGACGAUGGAGAACCCCUCGCCUGCCUGCCAGUGUAGCAGUGACAAGAUCAAGAAGAUGCUGCCCGUGUGUCCCCCAGGGGCAGGGGGGCUGCCUCCUCCUCAAAGAAAACAGAACACUGCAGACAUCCUUCAGAACCUGACGGGAAGGAACAUUUCGGAUUAUCUGGUGAAGACUUAUGUGCAGAUCAUAGCAAAAAGCUUAAAGAACAAGGCCUGGGUGAAUGAGUUUCGGUAUGGCGGGUUUUCCCUGGGUGUCAGUAAUCCUCAAGCACUUCCACCGAGCCAAGAAGUUAAUGAUGCCAUCAAACAAGUGAAGAAACACUUGAAACUGGCCAAGGACAGUUCUGCAGAUCGAUUUCUCAGCAACUUGGGAAGGUUUAUGACAGGACUGGACACCAAAAAUAAUGUUAAGGUGUGGUUUAAUAACAAGGGCUGGCAUGCCAUCAGCUCUUUCCUGAAUGUCAUCAACAAUGCUAUUCUGCGGGCUAACCUGCAGAAGGGAAAGAAUCCGAGCCAAUAUGGGAUUACUGCUUUCAAUCACCCCCUGAAUCUCACCAAGCAGCAGCUCUCAGAGGUGGCUCUGAUGACCACAUCAGUGGACGUCCUCGUGUCCAUCUGUGUCAUCUUUGCGAUGUCCUUCGUCCCAGCCAGCUUUGUCGUGUUCUUGAUCCAGGAGCGGGUCAGCAAAGCGAAGCACCUGCAGUUCAUUAGUGGGGUGAAGCCUGUCAUCUACUGGCUUUCCAAUUUUGUCUGGGACAUGUGCAAUUACGUGGUCCCUGCCACGCUGGUCAUUAUCAUCUUCAUCUGCUUCCAGCAGAAGUCCUACGUGUCCUCCACCAACCUGCCUGUGCUAGCCCUUCUACUUUUGCUGUACGGGUGGUCAAUCACACCACUCAUGUACCCAGCCUCCUUCGUGUUCAAGAUCCCCAGCACAGCUUACGUGGUGCUCACCAGCGUGAACCUCUUCAUCGGCAUCAAUGGCAGUGUGGCCACCUUCGUGCUGGAGCUCUUCACCAACAAUAAGCUGAAUAACAUCAAUGAUAUCCUGAAGUCAGUAUUCUUGAUCUUCCCACAUUUUUGCCUGGGACGAGGGCUAAUUGACAUGGUGAAAAACCAGGCAAUGGCUGAUGCCCUGGAAAGGUUUGGGGAGAAUCGCUUUGUAUCGCCAUUAUCUUGGGACUUGGUGGGACGCAACCUCUUUGCCAUGGCCGUGGAAGGGGUGGUGUUCUUCCUCAUUACUGUUCUGAUCCAGUACAGAUUCUUCAUCAGGCCCAGACCUAUAAAUGCAAAGCUUCCUCCUCUGAAUGAUGAGGAUGAGGAUGUGAGGCGGGAAAGACAGAGAAUUCUUGAUGGUGGAGGCCAGAAUGACAUAUUGGAAAUCAAGGAGUUGACAAAGAUAUAUAGAAGGAAGAGGAAGCCUGCUGUUGACAGGAUUUGUGUGGGAAUUCCUCCUGGUGAGUGCUUUGGACUCCUGGGAGUGAAUGGGGCUGGGAAGUCAUCAACUUUCAAGAUGUUAACUGGAGAUACCACUGUUACCAGAGGAGAUGCUUUCCUUAACAAAAAUAGUAUCUUAUCAAACAUCCAGGAAGUCCAUCAGAACAUGGGCUACUGCCCUCAGUUUGAUGCUAUCACGGAGCUGCUGACGGGGAGAGAACACGUGGAAUUCUUUGCCCUUUUGAGGGGAGUCCCAGAGAAAGAAGUUGGCAAGGUUGGUGAGUGGGCAAUUCGGAAAUUGGGCCUAGUGAAGUAUGGAGAAAAAUAUGCCGGUAACUACAGUGGAGGCAACAAGCGCAAGCUGUCCACAGCCAUGGCUUUGAUCGGGGGACCUCCUGUGGUAUUUCUGGAUGAACCCACCACAGGUAUGGAUCCCAAAGCCCGGCGAUUCUUGUGGAAUUGUGCCCUAAGUAUUGUCAAGGAGGGAAGAUCAGUAGUGCUUACAUCUCACAGUAUGGAAGAAUGUGAAGCUCUUUGCACUAGGAUGGCAAUUAUGGUCAAUGGAAGGUUCAGGUGUCUUGGCAGUGUCCAACAUCUGAAAAAUAGGUUUGGAGAUGGCUAUACAAUAGUCGUACGAAUAGCAGGGUCCAACCCUGACCUGAAGCCUGUCCAGGAGUUCUUUGGACUUGCCUUCCCAGGAAGUGUGCUAAAAGAGAAACACCGGAACAUGCUGCAAUACCAGCUUCCCUCAUCAUUAUCUUCUCUGGCCAGGAUAUUCAGCAUCCUUUCCCAGAGCAAAAAGCGACUCCACAUAGAAGACUACUCUGUUUCUCAGACAACACUUGACCAAGUAUUUGUGAACUUUGCCAAGGACCAAAGUGAUGAUGACCACUUAAAGGACCUGUCAUUACACAAAAACCAGACAGUAGUAGAUGUUGCAGUUCUCACAUCUUUUCUACAGGAUGAGAAAGUGAAAGAAAGUUAUGUAUGAAGAAUCCUUUUUGUACAAGGUGGCUGAAAGUAAGGAGGAACUAGACCUUCCUUUGCACCAUGUGAAGUGUUCCAAAGGAAAAAGGCAGAAGUCCUUGUGGGAAGAAAUAAACUGGAUACUGUACUGAUACUGUUCAAUGCAAUGCAAUUCAAUGCAAUGAAAACAAAAUUCCAUUACAGGGGCAGUGCCUUUGUAGCCUAUGUCUCGUAUGGCUCUCGAGUGAAAAAGACUUGAAUUUAGUUUAUUACUUUAUACUAUGUGAAACUCUAGUAUGGAACCCAGUGGACAUAUGGGUUUCCAAUGAUACUUUUUUGUUCCUGUGUAUUCUCAAUGAGGUUGAAACAAUAAUUCAUCAAGUAAUCAUGGCCAGUGAUUAUUUACCAAAAUCAAAAGGCAUGCACAUCCUCCUUCAUUAAACCAUGCCACACCAUGGGACUGGUUUUCCAGUGACACAUCCAUUGCUUGCAAUGAGUGUGCCAGAAUUACUAGUGCCAAGUUGCUCAGAAAAUCUGAACACCAUGGUGUGUCACACACACUUUUGGGAAAGCUGCUGUGCUCCAGAGUCUGUCGACAUCCUUAAGUAUCAGGUGACAAAAUGGUGCCAUGUAUGGCUAAAGUCCUGCUUUGAGCUGCUUUGGUGUUGGUGACAUGGAAUAUGUGGGACUCUCUAGACACAGGAAACUUGGUUCCACUGUUAUAUUGUCCUGUGUUUGUUUGGUCUAUAGGGUCAUGUUUUUCUGAGACUCCUAAUAUAUGUAGAUCCUAGUAGGCGGCAACCAAAUUGCUGGGGCUACAAGCUGCUGCGGCCUGGGUGUGGGAUUAAAGGGAUGAUGCAUUCAAACCUGGGAAAACCUGUGCACAUUUGUCCUGAUUGUCUACUAACACGGUACACUGCAUCUCGAGAUCUUUUGUUACCUGACCCAAGCAUAGUAUUAUUUCUUAUUUUGAAUUAACAAAGAAAAUGAAAAGGUAAGAGUUGUAGUUUGACAAAAAUCUUUGUACUUUUAAUGUUAUGUGGAAUUUUAAGUACUAUCAGUGACUUCUGAAUCAUUAGACUGGCCCCUUUCUGGAACCCAGUGGCAUAUAGUAUGGCCACACUGCCUCAGUGACAUUAUUUUCUUGUAUAAGAUUGAUCAUCAGACUAGUGCCUACAAAACAAUGUGAUGGUCAAAUCUUAUGACAUUUGAGUUUCUUUAAGAUCACACAGAAUACUUUUAAUCUUAGUUCUUCAAUCAAGUAUUUUUUGAGUGUAUGCUGUAGCUGAAAGACUGUGUGUGUAUGAACAUAUGUGUGUAUGGAGGGGGAAGAAUUAAGUCUCAGAUGUCCCGUGCCAUGUUAUUUGGCUAACUGGUUUACAAGUAAUAGGUUUUUUUGUUGUGGUCGUGGGAGCCCACUGAAAGAAUAUUUGGUGGCUUUUUUUUUUUUUAAUAGCAACAAUGCAAAAGCCAAGAAAGUAUAAGGGUCACAAAGCCAAACAAUGAAUUCUUUCAUAGAGAAAACAGCUAGCUUGGAAAUGUGUCAAACAAUACAAUGUGUGUUUUAUGGCAUUUUGUACAUUCAAAUAACUGGCUUUGCAGAUGUAAGACAUCCUGUUACAUCUCUGACAAUCUCAAAUUUUUCAUCUCUUCCAUCACUAAUUUGUGAAAAACAUAAAAGGAACAAAUGUUUCCACAUGGAGUAUUUUUCAGACUUUUUUAGCCCAGUCUGAAACAAAAAUAUAAGAGAACUACUAUGUGGCAAAGUUCAAGUGAUCUUUCAAUAUUAUUACUCAUUCUUUCAACUUUUUCCAAAAUUUAAAUAUUAACACUAAAGGUGUAAGACUUCAGAUCUAUUUCAAAUUAACCUAUGUUCUAAAUUUACAGAAUGUUAUAUAAAUUAUUGUUUGAAAAGAAAGAAAAUCACUGUUUGAGAGAUCAAUGUCAGUAUUAUUUUCUAAAAUGAUAAUUAAUGAAGGCACAUUUCCAAUGACUGGUGACAUGAAAUCAUUAUAUUUUAUUUUGUCUUCGAAGAUACACAAUUCAUAGAAUCGUUUAUCCUUGUCUAAUAUUUUUCAAACUCAAGCUUCUCUUAGUUUUCUCAUUUCCCUAUAAUCAUCAUGUUCUCAUUCUUCAUUAUAUUAAAUCCAUAAGCAACUCCUUCCUUUAAUUACUCUGAUUUUAAAGACAUAUUAAAAAAAAUCAAAAGGCACUGUGAACUAUUUUGAAAUAAUGCAACAUUUCAAUAUAGAGUUAAAAGGAGCUCUUCUGAGGCUAGAAAUAAUCUGCAGUUACACAUCAACUUCAUUGUAUUACCACUAACAUUGUGUUACUUUUUUAGACUAUCCAAAUAAUUUUUAAAACUUUCCUGUGUAAACUUAAUUACGGUAGAAACUUUACCAACUCUAUAUUUAAGUAAAAUUUCUAUAUGGUCCCUGUGGAAAAAUGUAACUGUGAGUUUCAGAAAUAAUCAAAAGGCGUGUUCAAAGAUUUCUGCUUCUGCAUCUUCUGUACACCUUGGAAAACUUAUUAACGACUGUGAAUAUGAAACAUACAAUGAAAAUAACAAGCGCUCUAUACAUAAAUGCCCAGCACAAUUCAUUGUUAAAAACAACCAAACCUCAGACUACUGUAUUUCAUUAUCUGUACUGAAAGCAUAUGUUUUGUGACUAUUAAAUGUUGCACAUCAUUCAUUCACUGUAUAGUAAUCAUUGACUAAAGGGAUUUCUCUAUGUUUUUUUCAUACGGUUGUAUAUAUCAGGUAAAUUUUUCCAAAGAGCCAUGUGUCCUAUAAUACUGAACCACUUUGAUAUUGAGAUAUUAAUUUGUAUACUCUUGUUACAAUUUACUAGUAAUAAUGUAAUAUUAUAGUAAUAUUGCUCUAAUUCUUUCCAAAAUUAUUGCAUCCCUUUUUACAGAAUGUUUAUACUUCCAUAAGUAUUAGUAUGCUAUUAUCCCUCCUUAUACCUUACGAUAAAGCUGUUUUUGUGCUUUUAUCUAUCAUUGGCCCUCAUUCCAAGCACUUUACGCUGUCUGUAAUGAGAUCUAUUUUUUGCACUGGAAUAUCUGAGAAUUGCAAAACUAAACAGACGUUUCACAAUAGAUUUCUAAGUUAAAUCAUUUUCAUUAAAAGAAAAACAAAAAAUAUUUGUAUUGUAAAUAACUUUAUAUGAAGUAUUAAAAGGCAUAUUUGUAUGUUGUAAUAAGUCACAAAAUAAAGCUGUGACAGUUCUCUUGGUCU